Molecule: messenger RNA, 1061 nt
Organism: Lasiosphaeria miniovina
Lineage: Eukaryota; Fungi; Ascomycota; Sordariomycetes; Sordariales; Lasiosphaeriaceae
Product: ubiquitin-related domain-containing protein
Exons: 1
Coding region: 448-681 (77 amino acids)
Biological process (GO): protein modification process; mRNA splicing, via spliceosome
Cellular component (GO): cytoplasm; nucleus
Molecular function (GO): protein binding; protein tag activity
Source: RefSeq, a predicted model, not a curated record
CGCGACGCCCGCGGAGGCCUCCAGCGCGGCUACCGCAACCGUUCCCCGCGCCGCGAUCGCGACCGGGACAGGGACAGGGACAGGGACCGCGAUCAGGCCAAGGACCGUGACCAGCAGGGCCGCGACGGAGACCGGAGAAGAGACGACGACCGCGACAGGUCGAGGAGAGACAGGGACAGAGACACAGACACAGACAGAGACAGAGGCAGAGACAACGAUCGCAGCAGCCACUCGCCUGGCGCAUCCUCGAGGCGGCGGCACCAUGACGACGACGACGACGACCGCGACCGCGACCGCGACCGCAACAACAGGGACAACCACCCCCGAAAAGAAAGCAAGCACAAGCCCAGUAAGCCCAAGUCUGGUGGCACCAACCCGCCCCCGCGGCCAGCCGCAGCAGCAGCCGCAGGAGCAGCUCCCGCCGGCGGGGCGUACAGCGGCGAGGAGAUGAUCGUGGUGACGGUCAAUGACCGGCUGGGCACUAAGGCGCAGAUCCCCGCGUUCGCGAGCGACCUAGUCAAGCACUUCAAGAUCAUGGUCGCCAUGAAGGUCGGCCGCGAGCCCCACGAGAUCCUGCUCAAGCGCCAGGGCGAGCGGCCCUUCAAGGACCAGCUAACGCUAGCCGACUACGGCGUGUCCAACGGCGUGCAGCUCGACCUCGAGGUCGACACGGGUGACUAAAGAGGAGAAAACGAGUCGGGGUUUUCCUCUGUCUGUUACGUAUCCUCGGAAAUGGGAUGGGACAAUACCUGGUUCUACUUUUUCUCACACGGAUGGAUACCAACACACUCUGCACUUUGCCGUUCACGUUUCUCAUCCCCGCACUCCUUUUUUAUUCCUCCCCAAGUCUGUUACCUCUUCACAUUGCACACGCAAGGACGGGAGGUCAGUGAGCUGUCAGCGGCACUUCAGGCUGGCCAGGAUGGAUAUCCGGUUCCAUUGGGGAUAUAGUAGACACAAAAAGACAAUAGCAGCAUGCUCGGUCUGUGGAUGUCAGGGCCCGCAUAUUCAAGCUACCUUACAGAUAGAUACCCACAAUAAAAGAUAAGAUAACCCUGGUG